UCAGCCCAGGUUUUGUGAAGAAAGCACUUCCUCCUCUAAAAGUUCUAAGACUUUUCAAGUUCAGAAAGGAACUGCGUCCCUACUGACAGCCUGACACAAUGUACCCAGCAGGAUCAGUGUGAGUAAGCCAAGGGCUUCUCUACAGCAUGGCCCACAGGAAAAACACAGAUUCUGUUUGCAGCCUGAAGUAUGUGACUUUCUUGGUCACCCUAAGUUCAGCAUUCCUGUUUCUGAGAGCUGACGUGCAGCUCCGAGACAAUGGGUAUGAUGGAUUACUUGUUGCAAUCAAUCCUCAAGUAUCUGAGAACCAGAAUCUCAUCUCAAAUAUUAAGGAAAUGAUAACUGAGGCCUCUUUCUACCUCUUCAAUUCAACCAAGAGAAGAAUGUUUUACAGAAACGUAACCAUCUUAAUACCCGCCACAUGGGAAGCUAAAAAUUAUAGCCAUGUAAAACUAGAAUCAUAUGAGAAGGCAAAUGUGAUAGUGACUGACUCGUAUGGGGCACAUGGAGAUGAUCCGUACACCCUGCAAUACAGAGGGUGUGGGGAAGAGGGGAAAUACAUUCAUUUCACGCCUAGCUUCCUACUAAAUGAUGACUUAAUACCCGGGUAUGGAUCAAGAGGCAGAGUAUUUGUUCAUGAAUGGGCCCAUCUCCGUUGGGGUGUGUUUGAUGAAUAUAAUAAUGAGAAACCUUUUUACAUGAAUGGACAAAAUCAAGUUAAAGUAACAAGCUGUUCCUCUGAAAUCACAGGCAUUUUCAUGUGUGAGAAAGGCUCUUGUUUACAAGAAAGCUGUAUUAUUGAUGACAUUUUCACAGAAAGAUGCACAUUUAUAUAUAACAAUACCCAAAAUGCAACUGCAUCAAUAAUGUUCAUGCAAAGUUUACCGUCUGUGGUUGAAUUCUGUAACGCAACUAAUCACAACCAAGGUGCUCCAAACCUACAGAACCGAAUGUGCAGCCUGAGAAGCACGUGGGAGGUACUCAUGGACUCUGCUGACUUCAACCACAGCUUGCCUAUGAAGGGAACGGAGCUUCCCCCUCCUCCCACCUUCUCUCUUGUACAGGCUGGAGACAAAGUAGUCUGUUUGGUGCUGGAUAUAUCUAGCAAAAUGGCAGAGGCUGACAGACUUCUUCAACUUCAGCAAGCAGCAGAAUUUUAUUUGAUGCAGAUUGUUGAAGUCCAUACGUUUGUGGGCAUUAUCACUUUCAAUGAGCGAGGAGAGAUCAGAGCCCAGCCACAUCAAAUUAACAGUGAUGAUGACCGAAAGCUGUUGGUUUCCUACUUGCCUACCAAUGUAUCAGCUGAAGCAAAAGCCAGCGUCUGCUCGGGACUUCAGAAGGGAUUUGAGGUGGUUGAAAAACUGAAUGGAAACGCCUACGGCUCUGUGAUGAUAUUGGUGACUGGUGGCGACGAAGGGCACAUGGAGGAUUGUGUACUGAAUGUGCUUAGCAGUAGUUCAGUCAUUCAUUCCAUAGCCCUGGGUUCAUCUGUGGUGGUGAAUCUGGAGGAUUUACCACAUCUUACAGGAGGCUUAAAGUUCUUUGUUCCAGAUAAAUCAAACUCCAACAGCUUGAUUGAUGCUUUCAGUAGAAUUCCCUCUGGAACUGGAGACAUUUGUCAACAACAUAUUCAGCUUGAAAGUAAGGGUGAAAACGUGAAACCUUAUCAUCAGCUGAAAAACACUGUAAUUAUGGACAGUAGCGUGGGAAAUGAUACCACAUUUUUGGUCACAUGGCAAAACAGUGGUCCUCCUGAAAUUGUACUGUUUGAUCCUAAUGGAAGAAGAUACUACACAGAUGAUUUUAUCAUCAAGCCAGCUUUGCAAACUGCUCAGCUCUGGAUUCCAGGAACUGCCAAGCCCGGUCUCUGGACCUACACACUGAACAACACCCACCAUUCUCUUCAAGCCUUGAAAGUGACAGUGACCUCUCGUGCUUCCUGUUCAGCCCUUCCCCCUGCCACUGUGGAAGUCUUCGUGGACAGAAACAAGACCCUUUUCCCCCACCCUGUGAUGAUCUAUGCAAAUGUGAGAAAAGGAUUUUAUCCCAUUCUUAAUGCCACUGUAACUGCUACAAUUGAGCCAGAGACUGCAGAUCCUGUUUCGCUGAGACUUUUGGAUGAUGGAGCAGGUGCUGAUAUUAUAAGAAAUGAUGGGAUCUACUCGAGGUAUUUUUUCUUCUUUGCUACAAAUGGUAGAUACAGUUUAAAAGUACAUGUCAACUACUCUCCCAGCACAAGCACCAUGGCCUCCUCUAGUCCAGGAAGUCAUGCUAUGUAUGUACCAGGUUACAUAACACAUGGUAAUAUUCAGAUGAACACACCAAGAAAAUCAACGGGCCUGAGUGGAGUGCAAAAGUGGGGUUUUAGCAGAGUCAUCUCAGGAGGCUCUUUUUCUGUGCUGGGAGUCCCAGCUGGCCCCCUUCCUGAUGUGUUUCCGCCAUGCAGAAUAAUAGACUUAGAGGCUAUACAAGUGGACAGAUCAGUGACUUUAUCUUGGACAGCACCUGGAGAUGACUAUGAUCAGGGUCAGGCUAACAGUUAUGAAAUAAGGAUGAGUAGGAGUCUCCAGAAUAUUCAAGAUGACUUCAACAAUGCCAUUUUAGUAAACACAUCGGAACUAUAUCCUCAGCACGCUGGCAAGAAGGAGAUAUUUACAUUUUCGCCAAAUCUUUUUACAAAUGGAACUGAACAACACUACGAUGGAAGCACACAAGACAGCCAAAGAAUUUAUGUGGCUCUACGAGCAAAAGAUAAGAACUCCUUAUCAUCUGCUGUAUCUAAUGUUGUCCAAAUAGCUCUUUUCAUGCCUCCAAAUUCUACUCCUGCACCUGUCAGAGAUGACCUUAUAUUGAGAGGUAUUCUGACAGCAGUGGGUUUAAUAGGAAUCAUUUGUCUCACUAUGACUGCAAUAUAUUGUAUUUUAAACAGGAUAAAAAAAGCAGACGAGAAAGAAAAUGGAACAAAAUCAGUAUGAACAAAUGUAGAAUCCCUUCCUUCUUAAAUAGAAGAUGGCUUAUUCACUUUACAAAAAUAUACCAAUAAAAUUAAGUUACUAUAA
Molecule: messenger RNA, 3059 nt
Organism: Erinaceus europaeus (western European hedgehog)
Lineage: Eukaryota; Metazoa; Chordata; Mammalia; Eulipotyphla; Erinaceidae
Gene: CLCA2
Product: chloride channel accessory 2
Exons: 14
Coding region: 147-2975 (942 amino acids)
Biological process (GO): chloride transport
Molecular function (GO): intracellularly calcium-gated chloride channel activity
Source: RefSeq, a predicted model, not a curated record